Molecule: messenger RNA, 2129 nt
Organism: Paramecium octaurelia
Lineage: Eukaryota; Ciliophora; Oligohymenophorea; Peniculida; Parameciidae
Source: the annotation of a GenBank genome assembly
AUUAUUUAAAUAUCUUAAAAAUGGGAUAGGGAUCAUCUAAAUUUUACGCAGUUCCAGUGGGAGAGAAGAAAGAUGGAGAAAGUCAUGUCUAUAGAAAUCCAAAUAAUACUCAAAAGCUUCUAGAUAACUUCGAAGGAGAAACAACAGUUUAAGGAAUUUUCUUAAGAUCUUGCCGUAAAUUUCCAAACAAUAGAUGCUUGGGCAAGUAGGUAGUCACUGGAGAGAAUAGUAGACAUUAUGUUUACAAAACUUAUCUUGAAGUCAGAAAUGUUGCAGAGUAUAAUCUUAAAUAGAAACUAGAUAACUUGGGUCAGGUAUAAAGAAUUUGAAUUUGAUUCCAAAUCCAGUGAUGUAUGAGGGAUAGGAAUUGAGAAUGAUAGGAAUAUUCUCAAAAAACAGAGAAGAAUGGCUACUUCUAGAUAUAGCGAAUACAUUGUAUGGAAACACAAUGAUUCCCUUAUAUGAUACAUUAGGAUUGGAAAGCAUUCCUUACAUCCUAGAGCAAACUUAGCUAAGCACUUUAUUCAUUUCAAGCACUAGUGUGGAAACUCUUUUAAAAGUAAAAGAGUGCCAUGCUCUAAAGUUUGUAGUUACAUUUGAUGAAUUACCUUAAGAUAAGGUUCAACAGGUAAUUGUAAUUAAUAUUCGAUUAGUUUAGCGAAAAAGGAAUAAAAGUAUUUAAUUAUGAAGAAGUAUUGAAUGCUGGAAAAGAGAAAAUUCACCCAUUUGCAGAAGUACAUGGAAAUGACAUAUUCACAUUCAGUUAUACAUCAGGAACUACAGGAAUGCCAAAAGGUGUUAUGUUAAGACAUUUAAAUUUCGUCACAGUAGCAGGAGGAGUUGUUUACUAGGGAAUUUAGUUAUAUCCUACUGAUGUCUAUUUGAGUUAUCUACCAUUACCUCAUGUGUUAGAGAGAGUUGUAGUAACAGCCUUACUUGGAUUUGGCUGCACAAUUUGUAUGUAUGGCGGAGAUGUAUUAAAAAUCAAUGUUGAUAUUUAAUUGGUAAAACCAACUAUUUUUGUGAGUGUUCCUAGAUUGUAUAGAAGAUUGUACAAUGCAAUUAAAGAAAAGGCAGAUAAGGUCGAAGGAUAUAAAAAAACAUUAUUUGAGAAGGGAUUAGCCAGCAAAAUGUAUUAUUUGUAAAAUGGUGGUCAUGUUUAACAUAAAGUUUGGGACAACUUGGUAUUCAAAGCAACAAGAGAAGCAUUUGGUGGUAGAGUCAGGUUAAUGUUAUCUGGAUCAGCACCUAUGUCACCUGAAGUAGUAGAUUUCUUGAAAUGUGUUGUGUGUGUUCCAUUCCUAGAAGGAUAUGGUCAGACUGAAGGAUGCGGUGGUUCUUUCAUUAGUAGAGCUGAUGAUCCUAUUAGUGGACAUGUAGGAGGUGUCUUCUCAAACAUUGAAUUUAAAGUUGUUGAUGUUCCAUAAAUGAACUACUUCAGCACUGAUAAAGACGAACAAGGAAGACCCACUCCUAGAGGAGAAAUCUGUAAUUAAUCAAUCAUUAUCUUUAGGCAUUAGGGGAAAUGGAUUAUUUGCUGGAUAUUAUAAAGAACCUGAAAAAACAAAAGAAAUGAUUGAUGCUGAUGGCUGGAUGCAUUCUGGAGACAUUGGAUUGAUUAGACCCGAUGGAUCUUUAAAGAUUAUUGAUAGAGUUAAAAACAUUUUUAAGUUAAGUCAAGGUGAAUACAUUGCUCCAGAAAAAGUGGAAGGAGUCUAUUUGAAGGUCAAAGGCAUCGCAGAAGUAUUUGUCUAUGGAGAUUCAACCAAAAGCUUUUGUGUAGCUAUCAUUGUUCCUGAAAAACCAUUUGUCUUAGACUUAGCACACACAUUAGGAAUAUAAGGUACAUAUGAAGAGUUGUGUGCAAAUGAUAAAGCAAAUAAACACUUUUUUGAUGAAAUGGUUAAAACAGUAUUUAAUAUAUCUAAUCCAUUAGGGUAAAGCUGAGAAAUUGAAUGGCAUGGAAAAUGUCAAGAAAAUCUACAUUGAACCAACCUCCUUUAUUGCUCAUGGUUUAACUAGUAACACACUUAAGUUGAUGAGACACAAGGCAAGAGAGCAUUUUCUCAAAUAAAUUGAGGCUAUGUAUUAAGGAAGUGAAUGAGUAUGGGAACAUAUAUUAAAAAAAA